Odontomachus brunneus is the source of this 1110-nucleotide messenger RNA. RefSeq lists its product as uncharacterized. Lineage: Eukaryota; Metazoa; Arthropoda; Insecta; Hymenoptera; Formicidae. The record is from RefSeq and is a predicted model, not a curated record. The transcript is spliced from 4 exons. Bases 244 to 807 code for a protein of 187 amino acids.
GAGAGAGAGAGAGAGAGAGAGAGAAAGAGAGAGAGAAAGAGACGCACACAUCUUGGAGUUUAUUUCAAGUUCAGCAUCUCGCUUGUAGUCGACAUAAACGGUAUAUCCAUUUCUUUUUCCUUUUUUAACCUGAAGCAGAAGUCAUUGUCGAGUACGACAAGGGAAAACAGCGUUCAUCGAGUUCAUCGAAGUCUACAUCACCGAGCUUGUUAAAGAUAUAACGAUAACUGUCAGACAGUGAAGAUGAAGUGUUUGUCCGUUGGCAUUGUGUUUUUCGCUUGUAACUAUGUAAUAUGGGGUCAAGAUGUGAUAUUUCCAAACAACGAGGAAACAUCUCAUGUCAGCGGUGGCAACAGGACGGUAAUCACAGAACGUAUACCGGUUUUAAUACCGGGUGAAUGUCCAAAAGACAUGCUCCUCUACCCGGGCGACGGCACCAAGAGCGCUUGGGUGUGCGAUUGUAAACCCCGAUUCCUCUACUUUCCAACAAAUGAUUCCUGCCACGAGGCGUACCGGCAAGGUCCUUGUCCAUUGAACCACUUCGUCGUCCUUCCGGAGGAUAGCGCGGUGCCGCGUUGCGAAGCGAAUCCUUGUUUUCUGGACGGCGUGGUACCGUUUAACGACACGUGCCAUUUCCUCAAAUCGGCCGCUCCCUGUGGGCCAAAGGCGGUGUUGGACGUAAACGAUACCACUUUCCGACUGGAGUGCAUAAAUAUCGUGCCCUUCGUCAUAAUCUAUACAAACAGUAGAACCUGUCCGCCGGGCACUCGCAGAAGCACACUCGGCGAAUGCAAGAAAGUGGGUUAGAUCGGACUUUGAUAUAUUACGUGUACAUCAUAGUCGCGUGUACACACAGAUCAGGAUGCAGAUAUCCUCAAGUAAUAUAUUAAAUAACAAUAGGAUCGCGCGUAACAAGUUUAUCUCUUCUCCUGACGUAUACUCGAGCUACACUUGCAUUCGCUCGUUACACAUGGAAAUAUGUGUACUAUGAGAUAGACAGACAGACAGACAGACAGACAGACACAGACAGACAGACAGACAGAUAGACAAACACAGACAGACACAGACAGACAGAUACCCAGAUAGCCAAACCUGUGCGAGCAGAUUUUA